This is a messenger RNA of Hippocampus zosterae (dwarf seahorse), 1901 nucleotides long. RefSeq names its product pre-mRNA processing factor 38B (gene prpf38b). The transcript has 6 exons. The coding region runs from base 1 to 1362 and encodes 453 amino acids. The record is from RefSeq and is a predicted model, not a curated record. Lineage: Eukaryota; Metazoa; Chordata; Actinopteri; Syngnathiformes; Syngnathidae. Gene Ontology annotation, cellular component: precatalytic spliceosome.
AUGGCUAACAUGGGGAGCCAGGCCGUGAGCAAGCCCGCGUCCGGAAAACAUGGCAACGUAUUGCCCCUGUGGGGCAACGAAAAGACUAUGAACCUCAACCCGAUGAUUCUUACUAAUGUCCUGUCCUCGCCGUAUUUCAAAGUUCAGCUGUAUGAGCUUAAGACUUACCACGAAGUUGUGGACGAAAUCUAUUUCAAGGUGACUCACGUUGAGCCAUGGGAGAAAGGAAGCAGAAAGACUGCAGGUCAGACUGGAAUGUGCGGAGGGGUUCGAGGAGUUGGCACGGGUGGCAUCGUGUCAACGGCCUUCUGUCUACUAUACAAACUGUUUACGCUCAAGUUGACGCGCAAGCAGCUGAUGGGCCUCAUCACGCACACCGACUCGCCCUACAUCAGAGCCCUCGGCUUCAUGUACAUACGAUACACGCAGCCCCCAGCCGAUUUAAUCGACUGGUAUGACGGAUUCAUGGAUGAUGAGGAGGAGCUGGACGUGAAGGCCGGCGGCGGCUGCGUGAUGACCGUCGGCGAGAUGCUGCGCUCCUUCCUCACCAAACUGGAGUGGUUCUCCACGCUGUUCCCCCGCAUCCCGGUGCCUGUGCAGAAGAGCAUCGACCAACAGAUGAAGAGUAGGCCUCGCAAGGUGCCUCAGAAAGAGCCGCCGGAGGAGGAAGAGGCCUUCGACGAGCCGGGGCGACAAGGCGACCGUCGGCCCUCAAGGACCCCCAGGCGGACACCGAGCCCCAGACGCUCUCCGAAGCGGUCGAGGAGCCGGAGUCACCACCGCGAACGGGACCGCCACGGCCCCAGCUACGACCGCGAGCUCGAGAGGGAGCGGGAGCGUCAGAGGAAGGAGAGGGAUGCCAGGGAGCGCGAUAGGGACAGGGAGAGGAGACGAUCCCGCAGCGCCGAACGAAACCACCAAGAUCGACGCGAGCGGCGACGGAGCCGCAGCGGCAGCCGGGACAAACGGAGCGAGCGCAAAGACAAGGAGCGGGACGGAGGCGACGAUAGGAGCAAGAGGAAGGAGCGGGACCAUCACAGGGAGCGACCCGCCGAGAGGGACAGGUCCAGGGAGAGGAAGAGCAAAGGAGAAAGCGACGACAGGAGAUCACACAAAGAUGACAGGGACAGGCACAGGGCCAAAAAGUCGAGCCGGAGUCGCAGCCGGGAGAGGCGGCACAAGAGCGGCGGCGAGGAGAAGAGCAGGAAGCGCGACGGCAGCCACGGCGGAGAGAAAGAACGAGACGGAGAACAACGCUCGCACAAACGCAGUCGCAGCCGCGAGCGGAGCCAUCACCUGCGAGAGGCCAGCAACGACCACGGCAAACACGGCGAGCGGCGAAAGAGUCCCAGCAUUGAGUAAUGUCACUUGCUACAUCCAUUUUUUAUUUUUUGGAAAUCCACUUCUUGUCUCAUAGACUGAAUGCCACCCGGAAUCGUCGUUUGGUUUUUGCUUUUUUUUUUUCCACGUCCUAGUAAGCCGUCGUUAGUCCUCACUUGACAUUGGAAGGGUGGCGUUUUAAUUUCGUACGGUUCAUCGUUUCGGCCCCUGGAAAAUAUGAUUUUUGUAUAUAUCUCAUGUUUCUGAGACUUGUCGACACAUCGGUGGCAGGAGUUGCAAUCAUCCAUGUGGUGGGAACAGUCAGGCCGAGCUAAAUGCUACCGUAUUUAGCCACAUAACACGAUUUCUAAAAAAUAAAUGCAUAAACAAAAUGUCGAUGCAUCUGUGUACUUCACAACUGAUCUGAGGGAUUCCGUUCCUGAUUCUGGAGACCACCUGAGAAUGUUUUAAUCCCUUCAAGUAGAGUCUGCAAAGGGUGCAGCUGAGACCACAGCUCGUCAUGUGUCUUGAGCUGUUGCCCUGUUGCGUUUUGUUUUCUAAUAAAAUACUUUUUUGAACAA